AGUGUCAUUUAGGUAUCUUCUUCAAUGGCCAACAAGAUUCUCAAUGAGAACAUUGUGGAGCAACUCAGACAUGGAAUUGCCAAGUUUGAGCUAGUUUCUUCCCCCGUUUCUUUUAUUUCAGCCCCAGGCGUCUCUCACUCAUUGUCCACAACUUUCCCGGCUGAUAAAAGCCAUCGAUUCUUUGCUAGAAUUGAACAAUCUUUAGGACGUGGGUCGCCAGCAACAAAGAAAGUUGCGCAGUAUUCUGUUCAUAGGGUUACUGGGGAUGGCCGCUGCCUAUUUCGAGCACUGGUCAAAGGGAUGGCAUUCAACAAGGGUAUUAAUUUAAGCCCCCACAAAGAGAGAGAUGAUGCAGAUGAAUUACGAAUGGCUGUCAAAGAAGUUUUAUGUGACAAUGCUAAAGACCGGCAGCAGUAUGAAGAGGCCUUGGUUGCAAUUACAGUUGAAAAAUCUUUGAAACUUUACUGCCAAUGCAUUCAGCGACCUGAUUUUUUGGGAGGAAAAUCAGAGCUACUGGUGCUUUCAAGAUUGUGUGGUCAGCCAAUAGUUGUUUAUAUCCCAGAGCACGAGCAUAGAAAGGGUGGUGGGGCUCAGGUUUCAUUCCCAUUGCGGAAUAUGGAUCUGAGUUCCGCAAGGGCUUCGGAAAUGGAAAACCCAAGAAAGUCAUAAGGCUCCUUUUCAGUGGUAGAAACCUUUACGACUUGCUCGUCUGAGAGUAUUGUCUAGAUUAAAACACUGAAUUUUACCAAUAUGAAGGCCCGUUUUUUUAUCAUUGGUGGUGGUUUUUCCCCCCUAGGAUCAUAUAAGUUACCAAUGGAUUUUGCCAGUUGAUUCUCUGACAUCUCUUACUCGAGUAAGAUAUGUUUGAACAUU
Molecule: messenger RNA, 873 nt
Organism: Hibiscus syriacus
Lineage: Eukaryota; Viridiplantae; Streptophyta; Magnoliopsida; Malvales; Malvaceae
Product: OVARIAN TUMOR DOMAIN-containing deubiquitinating enzyme 3-like
Exons: 8
Coding region: 25-669 (214 amino acids)
Biological process (GO): protein deubiquitination; endoplasmic reticulum unfolded protein response
Cellular component (GO): nucleus; cytosol
Molecular function (GO): cysteine-type deubiquitinase activity
Source: RefSeq, a predicted model, not a curated record